This is a messenger RNA of Symbiodinium sp. CCMP2456, 1611 nucleotides long. The record is from the annotation of a GenBank genome assembly. Lineage: Eukaryota; Dinophyceae; Suessiales; Symbiodiniaceae.
AUGGUGUGGCAGUUGCUGCCACUCCAUGCGCUCGAUGAAGAAGUUGUUCCACUUCCCUGUGACGGAGAUGCCCCUAUCGGGCGGCGGCCUAACAACUUCCUCGUGUGUCCUCAUCUUGCAGUGAGUGGAACUCACUGCAUUCUGCACUGCAGUGCUGGCCGCCCUCCUGAAUUUGAGGACUGCAGCACGAACGGCAGCUUCGUGAACGACAAGAAGCUGCUGAAGGGCCAGAGGUGUCGUCUAGCCGAUGGAGACGUCCUUUCCCUCACCAAACCACUCGAUGCAGAGGUGGAGCCGAAGGAUGGGGUGGAGCCGGGCCCUCGCAUCCAGUACAAGCUGGUCUUCCACGGAGAGCUCGAAGAGCCCAGGGAGGAUCUCGGUGAGAUUCCGGCAACGGCGCCUGAUCCAAAGCGGCCCGAUGCGGCACAGGGGGAGAACCGCUUUGCCCAUUACUUGUCAAUCCAGGAGCAGCAGAGCAAAGCAAAGCUCAAAGCUGACCUGCUAGUUUCCCAGCGCGAGCUGGAUGAAGAACGUCAACGCGUUGAAAACCUCAGCCUAGAGCUGCGCAAAGUCCGCCAGCAGGCCGAGGAGGAGCGGCUUCGGCGCGAGGAGGCCGAGGAAGCCCAGGACAAGCUUGGUGAGGAGGUGGAGGCGCUCCGGGUAGAGGCACGACAGCUGAAGGAACUAACCGUCGCACACGAGGAACUUCGAGGACGUCACGCAACUUCUGAAAAGGAGCUGGCAGAGCGGAGCCGGCAAUGCGAGGAUCUCGAGGCUCAGCAGCAGCAGUUGCGUGAGGACUUGACACUGGCUGGCGAGGCACAGCAAAAGUUGCGACAGCAACUGGCUGAGCUGCAGGUCUGCGCCAAACAAGUGCAGGAGUGGGCGGAAAGGCUAAUUCGGCAGCAGCAGCUCGAGGCUGAGCAGGAUGCUGAACGCGCAAGCGAGGAGGGCCAGCGGCUCCAGGAGGAGCUCCAGGUCAUCGCUUCAAGCCGCGAGAAGCUGGAGGCGGAUGUGUCGGCAAGCAGAGAAGCUCUCGCGAAGGCAGAGGCAGAUGAACGAAGCGCGCGCUCGAAGCUGGACGAUGUCACAGCCAAGCGCACUGAGCUGGAGUGUCAGGCGGCAGCUGCGCAGUCCGAUGCCGAGACAAAGAGGAAUGCGUUCAAGGUCGCUGAGCAGCGCUCUGCCGCAGCUCGAGCCUUGCUCACGCAACUGGGUGAGGUGGGCAAAGGCCUCUCCAGCGAACCGGGCCGCAGGCUGGAGCUGUGGGACGAGGUUCUCGAGGAGGGCCUUCCUGGCGCUGCCAAACCCUUGGAAGAGGCCCUGGCGGCCACCUGUCGCGAGGAGCCAGUUCCAGAUGGUCAGCUGCGAGCCCGAGAUUCCGAGCUCUCCUUACAAUGUGAGAAGCCGCGGCAGGAGCCACUUCUUACAGCACAGCCCACGGUUGCGGCCAUGGAGCUUGACGACGAGGACAAGAAUGGGGCGCCUUUGGCGUCGGAACCUCCGCCCACGGUUCCGCAGGCCGAGAAUGUUGGCCUUUCAACCGCAUGGAGCCUCGAAGUCCUGGACGUGGAGUCGGCGCCGCCGCGGAAGAAGCUCCGCCAUGACUGA